UAUUGAAAAACCGUCGGGUGCUCCUCUGAUCUCCACUCGCUCCUUCUUUAAGUCUUCUCGUUCGACGGCACCUCCUACUCCUCCUCCACUGCCUGCUUCCGCCGCGUGCAUCCACCCCAGCAUCGCAUACGGACGCCGGAAGCCUCCGCUAGCCAUAUCCCGUGGAUCCCUUGCAGAACCGAAUUGGUGUUGCCUGAUCCGUUCCUCCUCUUUGCGUUACUAGUUUCGGGAUCGUGGCGGGUCGGAAAAGUGGGUGCGGGAGUUCGCGGAGGAGCUUAGGUGAUAGAUUCGACUGGUCGAACUUUCGAAGGAAACUUUUCAUUCAUAUAAUCCAACAUUCAACAGACACAGGAAGAUCUAGUAGUUGGUUUUUCCAGGAUGACUUGUUUCUCUUGCAUGUUCAGAAGGAAAAGAACUUCAUGUCAGCAUCAUGAUCAACUCAAUGAAGAUAUUCCAGGAAUUGAAGGUGUAAAUAUCUACACUUACAAGGAAUUGAAAAUUGCCACUGAUGAUUUUAGCGCUGCUAAUAAAGUUGGAGAGGGAGGUUUUGGUUCUGUAUACAGGGGAAUGCUUAAAGAUGGAACAGUUGUUGCUAUAAAGGUGCUAUCCUCUGAGUCGAAACAAGGAGUGGGGGAAUUUCUGACUGAAAUUAAAGUGAUCUCUGGUAUCAUCCAUGAAAAUCUUGUCAAGCUGUAUGGUUGCUGUGCUGAAGAACCUCACAGAAUACUUGUUUACAACUAUCUUGAGAAUAACAGCAUUUCACAGACCCUUCUUGGUUCCAACCGUGGUAACAUUCAGUUCAACUGGAGGGCACGAGUCAAAAUUUGUAUUGGUGUUGCUCGUGGACUUGCAUUUCUCCACGAAGAGGUCCAUCCACAUGUGCUUCAUAGGGAUAUUAAAGCAAGCAAUAUUCUUCUUGACAAGGACCUCACACCCAAAAUUUCUGAUUUUGGUUUAGCUAAACUUCUGCCAUCAAAUGUGACUCAUGUCUCCACCCGUGUUGCUGGGACAUUAGGUUAUUUGGCACCUGAGUAUGCAACUCGUGGACAAGUGACCAAGAAGUCUGAUGUUUACAGUUAUGGUGUUCUUCUGCUAGAAAUAGUUACUGGCAGAUGUAACACCAACACAAGGUUACCUUUUGAAGAUCGAUUUCUUCUCGAACGGACAUGGGCAAUAUAUGAACAUGGUGAUCUGAAACAUAUCAUAGACAGCUCUUUGACAGAUGACUUGGAUGCUGAAGAGGCAUGUAGGUUCUUGAAGGUUGGACUUCUAUGCACACAAGAUGCUAUGAAGCUUCGGCCCUCAAUGUCCACUGUCAUCAUGAUGCUGACUGGCGAAAAGGAUGUGGACUUGGAAAAGAUUACGAAGCCUGGUAUCAUUAGUAAUUUUAUGGAUCUUAAAGUUGGUAGCAAGAAAAAGGCCGAUCAAACAAAUAGAUCUUUAAUCAUUUCAUCCAUUCUGGAAAAUUCACCCUUGUCAUCAGAGAACACUACAUCUGCAUCUAUGACCUUCACAGCAAUAUCUGAGUGAGACUGAAAAAUCAGUGGAUAUAUAAGUUAACGGAGUUUUGAGGUACAUAAUCAUGUAGAAUAUUGUAAUUCCUUUUCUCGAAAGAAAAUAUGCGUGUUUUUCUAUUUGCAUCUUAUAGAUUCUAGUUUAUUGUAUAUAUCCGUAUCAAUUUUGGUCAAAAGAGAACUUUGUUUAUGCA
Musa acuminata subsp. malaccensis (wild Malaysian banana) is the source of this 1708-nucleotide messenger RNA. Its product is annotated as cold-responsive protein kinase 1. The record is from RefSeq and is a predicted model, not a curated record. Gene Ontology annotation, biological process: protein phosphorylation. Gene Ontology annotation, molecular function: protein serine/threonine kinase activity; ATP binding. NCBI's taxonomy places the organism in Eukaryota, Viridiplantae, Streptophyta, Magnoliopsida, Zingiberales, Musaceae.